Cercopithifilaria johnstoni is the source of this 555-nucleotide messenger RNA. Lineage: Eukaryota; Metazoa; Nematoda; Chromadorea; Rhabditida; Onchocercidae. The record is from the annotation of a GenBank genome assembly.
AUGGGAAAAUAUGCCUCUAUUGAUUCAUAUUUUCAGAAGUGUCGAUGGUACUUCUCAGGAGUGUAUCAACAUAAUGAGAAAUAUUAUAUAAAGUCAACUCAAUCAGCUAUUCAGUUAAUUGAAGUUACUUUGAUGCGCGGGACUCGCCUAUUGCAUUUCGUCCAAAUUCUAUCUCAGUCGUGGUUUGAGAUUUUCCGAGAGCAGGCGUGUUUACGGCUGAAGGAAGAUGGACAAGUUGCUGUUAUUAGCCGCAACAUGAAUAGAAACUUACUGAAUUUGGCUCGAGCGUCUGCACGCUAUUAUUGCUUAAAGCCACCAGGCCGCAAGAAUUGGCCGCGUCCGAUGAUGUUGGGGCCACAAACACCGAUGCAUCCAAAAUUUCCGGGAUGGUCACUUUAUUAUUUGCCGGUGACCGAUGACAAAUACCUGUGGUGUGUAAUCAUUCUGCUCUUUCAAUUCACUGGAUUUGCAUUACCUGUACUUGGCAUCUGCAAGAUGCUCAAAACGAUGUAUGGCAAUAAUUAUAUUUGUCGUAACUUGAUACUUUUUUUAUAA